Messenger RNA from Erigeron canadensis, 1384 nucleotides. Its product is annotated as E3 ubiquitin-protein ligase ATL6-like. The record is from RefSeq and is a predicted model, not a curated record. Bases 84 to 1220 code for a protein of 378 amino acids. Lineage: Eukaryota; Viridiplantae; Streptophyta; Magnoliopsida; Asterales; Asteraceae. The transcript has a single exon.
CCACACACACUUGUUAUGUUCCAAAUUACUAUCCCUUUUAUCUGCCAAACAAACACAAAAUUUCCUUUCCUCAAAAUUUUAUCAUGACCUCACACAAUCAAACUAAUUCACUGAUUCUAUUAUUUUCACUAUUAUUUUUGCUAUAUCAUGUUAGAGCUCAAACUCCACCUCCACCAGGUGCUUAUCCAUAUGCAGAUUUUAAUCCUUCUAUUAUCACAAUAAUAGUGAUACUUGUAGCUGCACUUUUUCUAAUGGCAUUUUUUUCGAUUUACAUCCGUCGGAGGUCGAACGAAGCCGGCGGUAGCAUCCGUGCGGCGCUUUCUAUGCGCCGUCGUGCUACCGCUUCACGCGGCCUCGAUUCGACGGUCAUCGAGACUUUUCCGACUUUUGUUUAUUCUUCUAUAAAAGGACUUAAAAUCGGGAAAGGAGCAUUAGAGUGUGCUGUUUGUUUAAAUGAAUAUGAAGAUGAAGAAACAUUAAGAUUGAUUCCUAAAUGUGAUCAUGUUUUUCAUCCAGAGUGUAUUGAUGCUUGGUUUGAAAAUCACGUCACUUGUCCUGUUUGUCGCGCGAAUCUGGAACCAGAUUCGGGCGAAGAAACAGGCGUUGGCGGUGAUUUAGAGUUAGCAGGUGGCGAGGUUACGUCAGCUAACGAGGUAAACGAACCGGUUACUACUGGUUCAGAUGCGGUAGCCAUCUCGGUUGCCGACGAUCCAGCCGCAACCGAGAUGCAGCCAGAGUCACUGAACCGGAACCAAAGUGUUAAACAAUCUUGGCCGAUGUUUCCAAGGUUGUUUAACAAGUUCAGAUCUCAUUCGACCGGACACUCGUUAGUCCAGCCGGGUGAGAAUCUAGACCGGUUUACUUUAAGGUUACCUGAAGAUGUAAGAAAACAAGUUGUGAGCCGGGCUUUAUUAAACAGAACAGGAAGUACGGUACGGAUGGCUGGAGAAGGGAGUGGAAGAAGGGGGUAUAGGGCCGGUGGGGCGAUAAGCGGCCGGAGGAAAUCUUAUAGGCGGAUGGGGAGUUUAGAUCGGGUGGUGGUUAGGUCUGAACGUUGGGUUAUGUCGAGAGCGCCGUCGUUUUUGACUCGGGCGUUCUCGACUAAGUCGCCAAGAGUUGUUUCCGGCAACGGGGAGGCAUCAACAUCUGCGACAACUCCUAAAGGGUCUAAAAUGGAAGAUAAAAUUCCACUCAAUAAUAUUGGACCCAAAAGUUGUUAAUAGACUUUUGGGCUUUAUGUUUUGUUUUCUUAUGGAAAUUGACUAUUUUUUUCUUAAAUUGGUUUGUUGUUGGAUAUAAUUUUGCAUUUUUUGUGUUACACUUGGAAUUAAUUGUAAGAUAGAAUAAAUACCAUGAUAAUUAAGAAGACAUUACUUCGAACAAA